Phoenix dactylifera (date palm) is the source of this 998-nucleotide messenger RNA. Lineage: Eukaryota; Viridiplantae; Streptophyta; Magnoliopsida; Arecales; Arecaceae. The record is from RefSeq and is a predicted model, not a curated record.
CCUCAAUAAAUUUGUAUUUUAACCGGUUACCCGUAACAUCCAGCUCCGUUCUCAGUUUGAUCGCUUUCUCAAAAGAGAACUGAGAAAAGAAGCAGAGAGGGACAGGAGAUGGGAAGCUGGGAGGCUGUGAUCUCUGUAGUGUUGGGUGUGAUCAUGAGGAAGAGCAUCUGCCGGUUCCAAGAGAUGGGAAAGAUGGCCAUGGAGUUCAUAUCGGUCCUCUCGACGGCGCUCAGGUUUUCAGGACUGCUUUUCCGGCGGCCGGUGCCGGUUCCGACCACGUAUUCCCCCAUGUCAUCAGUGGCGACCAGAGGAUUCACAGCUUUGACGGUGCAAUAUCCAUUACAUCAACAAAGAAGUCUGCAAGAAGCAAUCAGAUGUUGUGGAAGUAAGUUUAAGUCAGUGGAUCUAUCACUGAAGGAAAAAACUUAACAGCAAUGCAGCAAAGCAAUUUAGCAUAUACCAGUCUUCCUUCGUGAAGCAGAGAGGCGGCGUUAUACUGAACACAUUCCCAUGAAAGCCACCUUUGGCCGACCCGUACACCCAUAUCUGAGAAAUUAGAAACACUAGUCAGAGAUUGCUUGAUACCUAUCAUUACAAGAAAAGUUUUUCUUUCCCAUUCUGUAAUUAGGCACUUCGGACCAUGCAUCCUAACUUCAGAUCAGUGUAGUGGUUAUAUAGCUUAGAAGUGAAGCUGUAAUUGCAUCAACUUAUAAUUCUCUGACAACGAGAUUUAGGCUGCAGUAUGGUUCGUUGUACCAGCUCGAAUCGAGCGGCAUGUGAUGUAUCAUACUGUACUAAUUUGGUACUGGUAUUCUUUGGUAGGAGAGGUGUACCGAGUUUAUCAAUACGGUAAAAAAAGAAAAUCUAUGUUGUACCAUACCGAUAUAGGGCUAGUGUGGCACUGGUAUGGAUGUGGUAUUGAGAUGGCGAAUUUUAGGCUGCAGAAAAAUCUUCUGUUUGUAAGGCACAUCGAUCAAUUUAAAGAGGCUUUUCAAACA